UGACCAUCCUGGCCAAGGUGGGGCGCAAAACGAGCGAUUCUCUUCUCAGGACUGAUCUCGAGCAAUUCAUCUAUUUGACAAAGAACGACACAUGCUGCAAAGUGGUUCAUUCCAUCCGCAGCAGCAAGGUUUUCUUCAUCCUGUAUUCAAGCAGAAAUUAGAAAGAAGAUUUCAGCACAAAUAUUACCGCCACAUGCUCACCUCCCCAACUCCAUCAUCGAGCCACGCACGAUCACCCCAGAGCCCGGUCGCACCACCCUCCCUCCUCUCCGACUCGUCACCAAAGGUUCUGGCAAAUACUGCAGCAUCUUGUACCGUGUCGGUCAAUGCAGUUAUCACUUGACAUCCUUCCCGUUUAUUCUCGCAUGCCUCCGCCAGGGAAACAUCCCUACGAAAUUUUCUUAAGACUGCUCACUGAUGGUAUUUAUGAGCACGUCGACUUAUGGCAGCGCGAGUAAGUUUGAGAACAU
Lentinula edodes (shiitake mushroom) is the source of this 470-nucleotide messenger RNA. RefSeq lists its product as uncharacterized. The record is from RefSeq and is a predicted model, not a curated record. The transcript has a single exon. Bases 92 to 343 code for a protein of 83 amino acids. Lineage: Eukaryota; Fungi; Basidiomycota; Agaricomycetes; Agaricales; Omphalotaceae.